Messenger RNA from Exophiala spinifera, 765 nucleotides. RefSeq lists its product as uncharacterized. Lineage: Eukaryota; Fungi; Ascomycota; Eurotiomycetes; Chaetothyriales; Herpotrichiellaceae. The transcript has a single exon. Bases 1 to 765 code for a protein of 254 amino acids. The record is from RefSeq and is a predicted model, not a curated record.
AUGUCUGACCAGACCAUAUGCCGGUGCAGCCAAAGAAUCAAUCUGAUUCCGCUGCUGCUGGGCUGUCCGCCUACGUGCCUGGCGGAUUUUGGGGGUGAAUACCAGCCCUGUCAGCGGCGGACUUUGAAAGAGUCGAUAUUCUGGAAGAGCGGUGACAUCCAGAUUACAAUCAGGGAGCCAGAGCAAUUGGCCCUCAAGUCUGAUUCUGAGACAUCUGUUGCGAGACUUCCUGUCCAAGUACAGCUGGAUCUGCCCAGCUCCUACAGAAUUCCGGCAAACGGUGCGCUGUGCGUCGAGACUGAUGUGAGAUGGCAGCUCCGAGUGAUCUCGUUUGUCUCCAUCAAGGCCCAAGCGCACGUUCCAACCAUCAGGGAGGCCCUCGCGAGCCCAACGAUGGCCCCCGUGGGGACGACAAUGGGAACAAGCACCUCAUCUGUAACCUGGAGAGAUUGGACGGUCAUAGAUGGACACUUCUCGACGAAAACCCGUUUUGAGAGUCAUCAGGAACUGCUCUUAAGCUUUGCAAGCUCAGAUAUCAUGACCCCGACUUUCUGGUCUCCUCAUCUCAGCGUAAGGUUUACUCUUCGAGUACGGUUUCACGUUAAAGCACCAGGGACAACAACAAUAGAGCUCGAAGUACCGAUCCAGGUGGGUGUGGAUCAAGAAUCUCUGGACACCCAUAGACUCGAGAUCGACCAAGGUUUGAGCAAAAACGGCGGCUUCGUAUUAGGGCGCACAGGAUGGACCUCCCCGGUGGCCGACUGA